AUGGGUCGAAAUUAUAAAAAUCAAACAACAACUGAAACAAUAGCUAUUGGAAUUGAAGGUGAUCGUCAUUCGUUAUGUGGUGCUAUUAAACGAUUUGAACGUACCGGAAUAAAAUCAAAUAAUUUACUUACUCUUAAAGAACUAUGUGCUCGUCAUAUUGCAUUAAUGAAACAUGAGCAAAACAAAUGGUUUAUAACUGCUUAUUUACCACCACAUUUAUUUAAAUAUGUAACAAAAGAUAUAUUUGAUUUACGACGAGAUGAAUUUAAAUUAAAUUAUGCAAAACCUUUAUAUAUGUGUCAAGAAUGUACAAUGGAUACUUAUGAAAAACCAUCAGAUGAUUGUCAAUGUCCUCAAAUAGAUACUGCAAUUGAUACAUUAAAUAAUUAUCUUUCUAAAAAAUUAAAUAAUAAUAUGAGAACAAAUAAAAGUAUUACAAGAAAAUUUGAACUUAUUUAUAAAAUACCUAACGAUGAAGAGGAUCAUAGUGAUGAAUUAAAACAUUCAACAUCAUUUUUUCUUUAUCUUACACCUGUUCAAUAUGCUUUAGACAUCGAUGAAUAUUCUAUUGAAGAAGAUCCUUUUGAUGAAUAUAAAUUACUUAAUGGUCAAAUAUCCGUUGAAGACAAACUUUUAUUUAUUGAUGCUAUGCGAUUUUUUGGUGGAUUUCGAACUAAAUAUCGACAACCACAACUUAUUUUAUAUCGUCGUCGUGAAUUUGAACUUUGA
Adineta steineri is the source of this 729-nucleotide messenger RNA. NCBI's taxonomy places the organism in Eukaryota, Metazoa, Rotifera, Eurotatoria, Adinetida, Adinetidae. The record is from the annotation of a GenBank genome assembly.